ACUUCCAUCUGUGAAAGGAGAAGUCAGAAGAGGGAAUCUUCUGCAGUCCCGAGGUUCCCCUUCUGCGGAUGGCCACUGCCUGUCGGAGCUCCCUGCCGGGACAGACGGGCCAGUCCAGGCGCCAGACGGCCCAAGAAUAGGACCAGCCCAGGCCCCGGAGAUGCUGCUGCUGCUUCUGCCCCUGCUGUGGGCAGGGUCCCUGCAGCAGGGUCCAGGCUACAAGCUGCAAGCGCCUGCACUGGUGAGGGUGCAGGAGGGUCUGUGCAUCCACGUGCCCUGCACGGUGUCCUACCCCUCUGUUGGCUGGAAUGACUCUACCCCAGUUCGUGGAUACUGGUUUCAGAAGAGGGAUAAAACCAAAAAAGAUGUUCUUGUUGCCACAAACAACCAAGCUAAGAAAGUAAGGAAGGACAAGGCCCUCUUCUACCUCUCUGGGGAUCUCGGGGCCGGCAACUGCUCCCUGAGCAUCGCAGACGCCCACCCGGGAGACAGGGGGAAGUACUAUUUCCACCUGGAGAGAGGGAACGUGAACCACACUUACCGAAAUAACCUGCUCACUGUGGCCGUGGAAGAGCUGACACAGAGCCCUGACAUCCACGUCGAGGAGCCCCUGGAGUCCGGCUGCCCCAGCCGCCUCAUGUGCUCCAUGCCGGGCGCCUGUGCCGGGGCCCGGGCCCACACCGUCUCCUGGGCCGGGGCUGCCCUGCGCCCCCCGGGGCUGGGCCUGCCGGCCUAUAACUCCUCGGAGAUCCGGCUCACCCCCCGCCCGCAGGACCACGGCACCAACCUCACCUGUCGGGUCACCGUCCACAGGGCUAUAAGCAGGGAGAAGACCAUCAGGCUCAACGUGUCCUAUGCUCCACAGAGCCUGACCGUCAGCGCCUGGCGAGGAGACCACACAGGACUGGAACCCGUGGGGAACGGCUCAUCUCUUCUGGUGAGGGAAGGGGACCCUCUCCGCCUGCUCUGUGUCGCCGACAGCAACCCUCCGGCCACACUGAGCUGGGCCCAGGACGGCCAGACCCUGAGCCCCUCACAGCCCUGGAAGCCGGGGGUCCUAGAGCUGUUCCGGGUGGAGCCCAGACACGAGGGUGAAUUCACCUGCAGAGCUCAGCACCGGAGGGGCUCCCUGCUCAGCUCCCUGCGUCUCUGGGUGCAGAGUGAGCCACAGCUGCUGGGACCCUCCUGCUCCUGGGAGGACCAGGGUCUGACCUGCAGCUGCUCUUCCCGAGCCCAGCCGGCCCCCUCCCUGCGCUGGAAGCUGGGGGAGGAGCUGCUGGAGGGGAACCGCAGCGAGGCCUCCUACACGGUCACCUCCCGCUCUGCAGGGCCCUGGACCAACAGCUCCCUGAGCCUCAGCAGGGGGCUCAGCGCCGACCUCAGACUCAGCUGCGAGGCCAGGAAUGACCACGGGGCCCAGAGCGCCGCUGUCCUGCUGCUGCCAGGUCAGGGCCUCUCGGGGCAGAGGCUCAGGGAGAGAGGAAUGGGGAAGCCCUUUCUUAGGGAAACAUUUGUUCUGGGGGCCGUCGGGGGAGCUGGUGUCGCUGGCCUGCUCAUUCUCUGUCUCUGCUGCAUCUCCUUCAGGCUGCUGAGAGGUCGCAGUCUCCCCUCCAGAGUGAAGUCCUGCAGGAAGGACGCACCUGAGGCUGUGGCUGGUGACAAGGAUGCCCCCUGCACGCCGGGGCCCAUCUCCCAGUUAGAGAGUAAUAUAAUUGACUACGACCUUAGUGUCCGCUUCCCCCACUGCAAGCUGGGCCACCAGUAUGAAUGUCUGCCAGGCAGCCUAGACCAUCCACCUGGAGCUGCGGCCGCCCCCACCUCAGGGGAGGAGCUGGAACUCCAUUACGCCUCCCUCAGCUUCCAGGGGCUGAGGCCCGGGGAACCUCCAGACCAGGAGGCCACCAGCACCGAGUAUGCAGAGAUCAAGAUCCGCGAAUGA
Molecule: messenger RNA, 1939 nt
Organism: Miniopterus natalensis
Lineage: Eukaryota; Metazoa; Chordata; Mammalia; Chiroptera; Miniopteridae
Source: RefSeq, a predicted model, not a curated record